AUGGUUUCAACAUCCAUUAUUAUAUUAUGUCCAGGCCUACUUGCCCUUUUAAGCAUAAGUGUAUCUGGCGAUUCUCCGAUUGAAAAAAAGAAAAAUAUACUCUUUGUAGUCGCAGACGAUUUAGGUUGGAAUGAUGUGGGAUGGAAUAAUCUAGAGAUGCCAACUCCCAAUUUAAACUUCUUAGCGCAAAAUGGCAUAAUACUUAACCAAUCAUAUGCUCUACCUAUAUGCACACCAUCCAGAACGGCUUUUAUGACGGGAACUUAUCCCUAUAAAUUGGGAUUACAAUCAAAUGUUAUAGAACUACUUCAACCCAAUGCCAUUAGUCUAAAUCACACAUUGCUUCCAUCAAGACUAAAGCGACUAGGAUAUUCUACCCAUAUGAUUGGAAAAUGGCAUUUGGGGUUUUGCAACAAAAAGUUUGUUCCGAAUUCAAGAGGGUUCGAUUCAUUUUUUGGAUAUUACUUAGGAGGCCAGAACCAUAUAUACCAUAAUACUUCUGGUGUACUGGAUAAUGGUACUCGAUUCAGUGGAUACGAUUUUCAUAAUAAUUAUGAACCAUACCCUCAAGCCAUCGGACUUUAUUCAUCAGAAAUUUACACAGAAAAAACUAUAGAAAUUAUAGAGAACCACGAUAACAGGAAGCCUUUUUUCAUAUAUCUAGCGUUCCAAAACGUUCACAGUCCUCUACAGAUACCAAAAAAUCGUUAUGUACCUAGUUGUCAACAUAUUAAAAAUGAAGAUAGAAAAAUAUACUGUAGUAUGGUGGCAUACGUUGAUUUAUCGAUGGGCAGAAUUGUGAGAGCUUUACAAAGGGAAAAUCUUUAUAAUGAUACUUUGAUAGUUUUUACAUCUGAUAAUGGUGGUCAAGUGUUGCAAGGUGGUAACAACUAUCCCCUAAGAGGUAACAAAGGCACAUUAUGGGAAGGCGGAAUACGAGUCGCGGGUUUUAUUCACGCCAAAUUUCUAAAAUUGAUAAAAGGAUAUGUUAGAAAUAAGUUAAAUUCACAUUUAUAA
Molecule: messenger RNA, 1017 nt
Organism: Gordionus sp. m RMFG-2023
Lineage: Eukaryota; Metazoa; Nematomorpha; Gordioida; Chordodea; Parachordodidae
Product: arylsulfatase B-like
Exons: 10
Coding region: 1-1017 (338 amino acids)
Source: RefSeq, a predicted model, not a curated record